UGCUGUUGAUUGUCGAUUCUGGAAAAUAUUAGAAAGCAUUUAACGUUAUUAUUAAUUUAUUCGGGAAGCGGACGCUGGAAAUAGAGCGAGUCAAAAAACGCAAGUGAAAUUUCGAUUUCUUCCCGAGUUUCAAUUUUUUUCGAGAGCAAGCGAAAUCGUCGGGAAAAUUUUUUUUUUGUUCAUUGUUUUAUCUCCCUUAAUCUAGAAUAAUCUUACUAGCCAAUGAGUUACUGGUAGAAUCGCUGUGUUACCUCUUUUACCGCAUAGUCACCGGGACGAAAGGAUUAUUAACUUGCAUUUAGUGUGGCAUAACCAACUAAUACAGAGGACAACAGGAAACAAUGGACCCGGAGAAGUCAAGCAAUAGCUCGUUCGAGGAUCUGUCGAAUUUGAAUGAGGUUGAGACGAAAAUCACAGAAGGGAAGGAGCGCUCGGACAGCAUGGCGGGAGCUGACAGUUCCGCCUCCGCCGAGGAGGAAGUCCUCGAUAUUAUCGGCAACGGGCAGUUGUUGAAGAAAGUUAUUAAGGCGUCGGACUCAGAGUGCCAGCCGACUCGCGGUGAUCUUGUGCGCGUAACUUAUGUCGGGAAAUUAGAUGACGGCAUGGUCGUGGAGAAUGAAGUGGACUUUGAAAUCCAUGUUGGCGAUGUUGAGGUUGUCCAAGGUUUAGAUAUGGCCAUUCCAUUGAUGAAGGUUGGGGAGGUUGCUGAGGUGUCGGUCGAUUCCCGGUUUGCGUACGGUGCAUUAGGUUUAAAAAAUGAUCAAAAUCCAACUUUUUCAAUUCCUCCAAAUGCUAAGAUAACAUAUAAUAUAGAACUCCUGGAAUGUAAACAAGAAGAUGAGGCUGACCUUAAAUCCUUUGCUUUACGUAAGAAAAUGGGGAAUCGUAAACGGGAACGGGCAAACUUUUGGUACAAUCGCAACGAAUUCAACAUUGCAAUUCAAAUUUACAGGCGCGCUUUGGAAUAUUUAGAUGAUACUGACGGUGGGAUAUCUUUGGGUCACGAAAGUGAGCUAACCAAUGCUGAGCUACAAGAGUUGCUUGAGGAUCGAUUAGUUGUGUAUAAUAAUUUAGCAAUGGCACAAAUUAAAAUUUCAGCAUAUGACGCUGCAUUGAAGUCAGUUGAGCAUGUUUUGAGAUGUCAGCCGAACAAUUCUAAAGCGCUCUUUAGGAAAGGAAGGAUUUUGGACGCUAAAGGUGAUACAAAAGGAGCCAUUGCUCUUCUACAAAAAGCCGCAACAUUAGAGCCAGACAGUAAAUCCAUACAACAGGACUUAGCUAAACUCAUCAUAAAAUCCCGUAGAGAAGAGCGAAAUGAAAAGGAAAUGUAUCAGAAAAUGCUUGGACAGGCGAAAAAAUUUGAACAGAAAAAUAAAAAGUCUGAAAACAGUAGCAACGACAUUCCAAAGUUAAAACUUCUCGGAUAUCUGAUGGGUUCGAUUCUAAUAGGAGUGGCCGGCGUAGCAAUAUUAAAUCCUUAUAACAGGAAGAUGAUUUGGGAAUCAUUGCGAUCAGAUGCAAUAGUUGACUAUGUGCAAGUGAUUUUCGACAAGAAACAACAAAUUUCCAAAUAUUUAUAUAGUCUUUUGUAUCCGUCACGAUCAUAAAGAAUUAAGAUAAAUUUAAUAUGUACACAAUAGGGAUUUUAUUUGUACAUAUUUUUUGAUUUUCUUGAUUUGUUCAUUUGUCUUUUUUUUUGCGUUUUUGCGAAACCUUGGACGGCAUGAUUUGGGUUAUAAAAAAUUAUUUUGCUACUUUGACUGAAGCAACUUUGUUUUUCUUCUUUGAAAAAAGAUGGAUAUAUUUGAAUGCCUUUGAAGAGAUGAUAUUUUUGUGAUGAAUUCCCGAAUAUUAGCCAUUUGGAAAUAAAGUUUGAUGCAGAUAGA
Messenger RNA from Hermetia illucens (black soldier fly), 1886 nucleotides. RefSeq names its product peptidyl-prolyl cis-trans isomerase FKBP8. NCBI's taxonomy places the organism in Eukaryota, Metazoa, Arthropoda, Insecta, Diptera, Stratiomyidae. Gene Ontology annotation, molecular function: peptidyl-prolyl cis-trans isomerase activity; protein binding. The record is from RefSeq and is a predicted model, not a curated record. Bases 342 to 1607 code for a protein of 421 amino acids. The transcript has 10 exons.